Molecule: messenger RNA, 1440 nt
Organism: Moesziomyces aphidis
Lineage: Eukaryota; Fungi; Basidiomycota; Ustilaginomycetes; Ustilaginales; Ustilaginaceae
Source: the annotation of a GenBank genome assembly
AUGCCGCCCACGCCGUUCGCACCGAGCCAUGCGACGCCGUUCAAGUCGACGCUCUCGUCCUCGCAGCAGCCCCAUACCAACCACUCGCCACUUGCACCGCAGGCUGAACGAACCAUCUCGGUGGCCGACAUCGAUCCUACGCACUGGAGGUACCAUGCGGAAGGCGGCAAGAAUCUGCUGCUCUCCUACGAUCCCCCUGCGGGUAUUGAGGGGUCGCCAUUCGUGACGGCACAGGGAGCGUAUGCGCUGCGCAUCCCCAAGUCGCUGCCGCCCGGCUCGGAGGAGGUGCAAGACGACGUCGACGAGGCCGAGCGCUUCACGCGGCACGUCGUGCAGCCGCUCCUCGGCGAUUCGGAGGUGCUUCCACAUUGCAUCCGCAUUCCCAUCGACACAGACCGCGAUCGAUCCGUCAUCGAUACGCUCGCAGCGGCCAUCGAGAUCCACCGCCCUGCUGCACGCCGCACGGACCCGGCGCGCAUUCGCGCCGAAUCGCUGCGUUGCAUCUACGCCGUGCAGGACAUCACUGCGCGGGCUGCUUCUGUGAGCGGAGGCGAUGUGUUGUGCGUAGAGAUCAAGCCCAAGUGGGGUUUCCUCCCUCGCAUCGACGCCAUCCCACCAACGUCGCCCAAUGUCGACAUCAAGACCCGCUACUCGCGCUUCCGAAUGCACGCCGUAGCACGCAAUCCCGCAAUCACUCGAGAACAAUUCGAUGCGCUGUACGACCCGCUAGAUCUGUACAGCGACGAUCCGGCGCGCGUGCGCAGGGCGCUCGACGCGCUCUGGACAGACUGGAUCACGACGAAUGGCAAGACCAACAAUCUGCGCGUCUUCUGCAACGGCGCACUGGUGCUGCCAGACGACGCGUGCGCGCUUGCCGAUGUUGCUGCGACCCUCAGCGCUUCUGCGGCGGAAGAAGAUGUGCAGAUGCUGCGAACCAAUGUAUGGACGCACUUGGUGGGGCAGGUUCAGGGCGAGCUUUUGCGGCGCUCGUUGGUGCACGAUGGCACGGACGUAUCUGUGCUGCAUCGGCUGAAGCACUUGCAAGCCGCGCUGGAUCCUUGGGACGUCGAAGGUCUCGCACACGCCUGGACCGAGCAUACCGGCUCCCACGUGCUCGGCCAGCUUCCCGACGAUACUGCCGAUAAUCUCACGCCAGCGGCCGCAGAGCUUCUGCCGCUUGUGCAGCCCCUGCUCGAUGGCGCGCAAGCAUCAAGUGUACAGCAGGCAGUGCAGGCGUUUCUCGUCUCGGCCAGCUUCAAGGACUGCUCGUUGCUGCUGCGCUUCCCACGCGACCAUGGGGCGUCUACAUGGCUUGUCGACUUGGACCGCAAACCGGCCAGCAAGCUCGCAAAGAUGCAAGAGACGGAUGCCCAAGUAUGCUCUGCCUUCCAGUCCUGGCUUGCGACACAGUCACGUGCACCCACGCCAUCGAUGGUGUAG